Molecule: messenger RNA, 300 nt
Organism: Funneliformis caledonium
Lineage: Eukaryota; Fungi; Glomeromycota; Glomeromycetes; Glomerales; Glomeraceae
Source: the annotation of a GenBank genome assembly
AUGACAGAGUUAAGACGAACCUCUGACGACAUUAAUGCUAUCUAUGAUGAAGUAUUCAGUAGUGAUUAUAAUAAGAAGAGACUUCUUGAUAAGGCUAUAUCCAAAUAUAUUAAUGAUCAAGCUGCUAGAGGUGUUAUUACAGAACAAGAAGCAAAUGAAAAUCAUAAAGGUGAUGGUGAAACUAGCAAAGAUACUGUUGAAAAAUCACGAAAAAAUAGCAAGACUGCAGUAUUAGAAUCCUUCUUUAAAAACAUUAUUGAGAAUUGGUCAUGUCAAAUGAUACUUACUCAAUAUACGUAG